This is a messenger RNA of Porites evermanni, 15541 nucleotides long. The record is from the annotation of a GenBank genome assembly. NCBI's taxonomy places the organism in Eukaryota, Metazoa, Cnidaria, Anthozoa, Scleractinia, Poritidae.
AUGAUGAUGAUGAUGAUGAUGAUGAUGAUGAUGAUGAUGAUGAUGAUGAUGAUGAUGAUGAUGAUGAUGAUGAUAAUGAUGAUGAUGGUGAUGAUGAUGAUGAUGAUGUAACUGACUAGCUAACUGUUUGUAUGGUUGAUUGUCUGCUGGACUGACUGUUUGAUUCAUUAACUGACUGGCUCAAUGUUUCAAAUGGUUGAUUGACUGCUGGACUGACUGUUUUAUGGUUUAAGUCCCAUUGUCUUAUUUUUGGGCUGAGACAGAAUUGAUAGGAAACUGAAUUGAAUGGUACUUAAUAUUUUUCUCACAAUCCUUGAGUAAUAACUGUUUCUUCUAACAAGGUGAUGCAUUUAUUUGAGGAUGUUUAUUAUUGGUAACUUUGCUUCUUUCCCUGGCUUUUAAUAGAGAGGAGAAGUCACUACAUCACAUUGCCAUGGUAGCAAAAUUUUUUGAUGACAACAACCUAAAACGUCACUUACACUGUAAAAAGUGGAUUCGCACUGCUUCAAACUUCAUCGAUCUUUUUUCAUUUCAUUUAAUUUGUCAAAUGUUGGUGAAAUUUUCUGGGUCAAAUCGGAAAGGAGGGUAUGUAAGUUUAGAAAAAGAAAAACAAAACUUUUGUGUUGUGCUCUGCACCUACUCCAUAAGGUGGGCGCGUGAAAUUAGGAAGUUUCAUGUCGCGGUCAUACAAUCUAAUUUUGCCAAUCUAAACCUAUUGUUUUUUUCUGUUCGCUGUUACUGUUGCAAAAACUCCCUAUUGUUGCCAUCCAGAAAUUUUGCUACCAUGGUAACAUGAUGUCAGACUUCUCCUUUCUAUUACAGGUAGUAUUAAUUGAGUACAGUGAAUUUAUAGGGUAUGUCACACAUGGUAUAUGAACACAACAUAAUUUUCACUGUAAAAAAAUUUUGACUUUGUUUUUAUCAUCAGGAUUUAGAUGUUAUUAUAAAUUAUUGCUAUUGUUUAAAGAGUAUGAUAAUACUAAACUAAGAUGUUUUAAAAUAAUUCUUUUACCAUUUCUAGUCAAUUAAAAUAUCAUGCAAUACAAACCUGAUGUUGCAAGACUCUCCACAAUCCACAGCCCAACUCUUGAACCAGGUAAACAUGAUGUCUCAUAUCACUUGCCCUCUAAUCCAUCCUCUCCAUUCUCUCCUAAACAAGGUUCUUGUACUAGGUGAUGUCAUCCAGCCAGCUCUAGUUUGCCCUGUCCAUUGCCCAGCCAUCUGUCUUGUUUCGCUUCCAGUCUGUCCUCUCCAUUAUCUAGUUGGUUGUACUAGGUGUAAUUGUUAUGUCAUCCAGCCAGUUGAUUUAAUCCCAUCUAGUGUCCAACACUGUGCGCCCAUUAAUGUAACCCUCUCUCAGUCUACCAUGCUUGUAGUUGCUUCCUGUUGGACAAGAAAGAAAAUUCUUAUGACAUGAAUAUUUACAUUUAAAGGUAAAUUUUAAUAAUAAGUGCUUCUACCAAAAGAUGGAUUCUGCAUGACCGGCAAAAGCAAAGAGAGAGAAUGUUUUGAAGAAGAAAAUAACAAUGAAAACUUCAACAACAGAUCAUUCGUGUGAUUUUUCCGAGGAAGAAGUGGAUAAACUAAGAAAUGUUGCUUUCCCCAAAAAAGAAUGAAAUGCAAUGAAAAAAUAUCCAGUUUUAGUAACAUACAUGUACAGACAUUGUUUAAAAGAAUUCAAGACUAUUUUAAUGCAAUGUAUAUAAUAAAUGUAGGCGAUGGAUCCAAGCUGCAUCAUUGUUCAGUGUGCUGCGUCUUAAGUACAGGUCACAUGCCACAGGUCAAGAGUAUACAGGUCACUGCUCCGUCGAUAAAUUACCAAACCACACAGAUUAUACCCUCAAUCUAAUAGAGUAUUUUGCUAAGAGAUUAGAGCUAGGAGACAGUUUUAAUGCUGUUUGUUUAUCUGUAUCAUGGUGACCUGUACUCUGACCUGUGGAAAAGUCACCUGUAUUUAAAGGAACAGUAUCCUGUCACUGCGCAUGCACUAAACUUUGAUUUCUGGACAGGAUGACGCCAAAUCAAAAGAUGCGAGGAGAGUAAGAGAACCUUGAAAAAUCUGUUUGCAUUACGCUUGGCCAAGUGCGAUACUACACUAAAACUUCUCAGGAUUACAGAUCAAUGAUAUAUUGUUCCCGCUGAGUUUCGAUUUGGGCAAAAUCUGGAUUUUUUGGUGUAACUUUUAUUGCCGUUGGCUGGAGGACCAAAAGAUGGGAAUUGCUUUGAUGCUGAUUGAAGGCUUAUUUCUUCUGCCAGCCUCCAUACAAGCUCAGAUAAUUGUGAAAGGAAUACGCAAAAAUGAAACAGCAACAAUAGAGACUGUAAGAAAGAAACUAUUGAGACAUGGAUGUGACUCAGGAGAUCUUGUGGAAUUAAGUUUCGUGAAGCAGAAUGAGUAAACUUUUAAAUGAACCUCCCUACGGCCGACAAAAUCAAACAAACAGGUGCUACAUGUUUAGAAAAACUAGUGCAAUGAAAUCAUCAUAUAAUUAAUUUUUUGACUGAUAAUUCAUCGCAUUGAGAUUGCAUUUUUAUCUAUAUCUUUCAAACAUUUGAGGCUAGAAUGCAAGCAAAUCAGGUAAAUAUUACUGGACUUGGAACAAUUGACCUCUGACACGAGUUUCACAUUAGAAAAGCUGUUUUUAAAGCGUGCGGAACAAGAUUUUCGGGUCACGAAGCGGCCCUGCUAGCUACAAAAUCGCGAUGAGUCUUCGUGCUGCAAGCCAAAUUUUAAAUAAGACAAAAAACUUCUUCGAAAGUCUAAAAUAUUACUUGAGAAUGUAAACAACAAAUCUCCAUCAGCGGUGCAGUGCAGAAGGAAAUCUUGUCGAGUCAUUAUGACAGUUCUAUUGUCUUUUGAAGAAAAAACAGAUGAUGCGCGUGCGUGCGCACAAUCGGGACACUGUCAGGACACUGUCCCUUUAAGGCCACCCAUUGUUCAGUCUUGGUCAUGAUCAAGUAGGGACUAUUCAUCAGAGAAUUAUGCCCAACAAUAAACAAUGAUAGGGGCCUGGACCUAGUGCCUACAGGUAUAACAGAGGGUAAAAUUGGUCAGACACAUGAUUUGCAGUAAUCAUGUGAUUAAUACAGCUAUGACUCUGACAUUUGACUAAUAAAGACAUUAGGAUAACACUGAAAUAUCUUGGUUAAAACUAUCUUUGCUCUUUCUUUAUAGACUGUCUGAUGGAAGGAAUAAAAGGCUGACAGUCCUGACUGUAUAAGUGGAUGCUAGCCAGAGAAAAUAGCAAAGUGAUGGCUAUUGUGAGAAACCAAAACAGCCAACAUUUCAGGAUCCACCAAUAAAUUAACUGACUGGCUAAUUGUUUGAAUGGUUUAUUGACUAAUAGACUGACUCUUCUAUGAAAUAUCUGAUUGGCUAACUGUUUAAAUGGCUGAUUGACAGCUGACUCAUGAACUGACUUUUUGACUGAUUAACUAACUGACUGGCUAACUAUUUGAAUUGUUGAUUGGCUUAUUUACUGACUAUUUGAUUGAUAAACUGACUGGCUAACAGUUUGAAUGGUUGAAUGACAAACAAAUUGUUAAAGUCCUAUUAAUAUCAACUCGACAAAUGUUGCUCAGAGGGAAGACUCGAAGGUUUCAAGGUUUCUUAAGAUAAUGAAGCUCAUUGAAUACUGAAUAGCUAACAAAUGCCACGAUUGUCAUCAUUGUUGUAAAUGGUGAUCAAAGCAUCAUGGAAAGUGGCGUGACAGAAGGCAGGAAAAACACUGCCAGUUUUCUUUUUCGUGAAUGAACAAAACAACACAAACACAAAGCCUCAAGCUAAAAAGCAACGAUUUUUAAAGUCAUCCCAGAAGGGAAACAGCAGCUAGUGAAGGAAAAGGAUGCAGAUAAUAUAAGGAAAGUACUUUGUAAAUCAUUCAUUUGGUGGUUUUAAGAAUUAAAGUUGCAUUGUUAUAAGUACUGAGUCGACUGUUUUGGUUCGCUGUGGUUAUUCUUUUGUUGCUGUUGAAGUGAAAGUCUAGGAAUACAAAAAAAAACACUUAAUGUCAGGUCCCUCGACUCGGGAUACGUCAGGACUCUUGGGAAAACAAAACUAACUGUUUCCCUCGAGAUCUGACAUUAAGUGUACAUUGUUUACUAGAAAAUUUGCUCAAACGAUUUUAGGAAAUCACCUCGUUUUUACAAUAUCUGCAAUGAAAUUAUACUUCAUUUAACGUUAAGGUUGAUAGCCUAAAAUUAAUAAUUUCCUUCCAAGAAAAUUAUCAAACUGCCUAAAUAUAUUUCUACUCGUAUCAUGUUAUUCUACUCAAUAAAACAAUAUGUAAUUAUAUUGUCAACUAGCUUCUUCCAAUUUAACACCCUGACCUGACUGCUACUGUUUUGACUAAGAACGGUGCCCACUAAUGGGGAGUAUUUUUUUCCCACAUAAUGACUAUGUGAGACAAGUAGAUCAUACCAGGGGCUAUUGAAAUCUAAAAAAAAAACUGGGGGUAACCACGCAUUUUUCAGAGAUAACUGUGCCUCAAUAUGGAGAAAAAUCCUGAAUAGGCAUUUUUCAGAAAAAUGAUAAAAAGUUAUAUUUUCCCCAAAUUUCAGAGUGUACGCGUGAACUGGCACAAAUGCAAUGAUAAUUGUAAUAAGGUUUCAAAAUAAGCAACAAAUGAUAACAUAACUGCUCUUUAUACGUCUUUUUUUGAAAUAUCAGCACAACUAGGAAGUUAUCAGCAGUUACCCCUCCCCACGCGUUUGCCUUAAAAACAGUGUAAACGACAUUUUCCCCGAACCAAAACUUGAUUGUUUGCUGAGAAGGCUUAUUACUUCCAUUUGGUAAGAUAAAAAGUAGGGGUUACCAUGCAUUUUUAGAAGUUAAAUUGGUUGGUUUCGACCUUAACUUAAUCGCUUUGGGGGUUAUUUAGAAAUUUUCCCAUCCCCUGCCUGGUCAGUUUCACUAUUGCGUCACUCAACGUGGAGUACUCAGGGAUAUCCACAAUGGCUAACAGUCAGAGAAAACAACAACACACGGAGGAGAGUAAAAACAGAAAGUGAAGUGGGACACUUGAAGUGGGAUUUUUCAUCUGUUAAAAAACGAUGGAUCUUUUCCACAAGAAAUAACUCGAACUUCCCAGACUUACAGGAGACAAAACAGUCCGCAUGUCCUGCGGGUUUGGUCAUUUCUUUCGCGUCGCGUGAGACUACCUUGGCAUGCACAGAAAAUGUGUGCAGUAACAAUAGUGGGCACUGUCCUUAAUGCCAAUUUAUUUGGAACUUCAUAUGACUCAUGGAAAGUAUGCCAAUAAAUGAUGCUGUUGUUGUUGAAAGGGGAAAAUGACUCGUUUAAAAGGUCAGUCACACAAUCAUUCAACCCUCAAUUAAUGACCCGCCUGUUAAAUGAAUAGGUACUUUUCUUCUAUGUGUUCUGAGGGUAAAUGAUAAAAAACUCAAAGCUAAAAAAGGGGAAUCCAAAAGUUAAUGCAUCAAAGCAGAAAAUUUUAAGACUUGAGAACGUAGAAUGAGCAAGGAACAGCCAUCAACAGACAUCAGGUAAAAAAGUUACAACUUUUGUUAUAUUUCUUAUAGAAAACAGCAAUUUCUGAAAUUUAAUUUCUAUUAAUGAGAAUAGGCCUUUUACAAAACAGGUUGCUAUUUAAUACGGAAAUAAUAUAUAUAACAGGCCUACUUAUUUUUGAAAAGCCUAACUAUGAUAAAAUAUUUGUCGCAAUUCAUGUGCGUGCUGAAUAGAGUACAAGAUAGAGAUUGAUCAAACUUGACGAUUUUCAGUCUCAAAACCUAAAAAAUGUACGAUAAGUCACAUUUCUGCUGAGAGCCGGAUAGAGUACCAGUUAAAGCAUAACUAGUUUCAACUGAUAAAAGUGAGAAUUUUGGACUUUUUAGAUGCUAUAUACAGUGUGAAGACGACGCACGGUUUAUCUCAUGGUCAAUUUCGUAUACUAGUUUCAACACUAUUUUCACUCUUAAAACCUAAAAAAUCUACGAUAUAUGUCACAUUUUUGUUGGGUGGCGAAUAGAGUGCGAGGCAGAAAAUAACCAAAGCUGCCUUUUGUUACUCUGUAAAACCUAAAAAAUGUGCGAUAUAUGUCACAUUUCUGCUGUGUACCGAAUAGAGUACGAGAUAAAACCUGAAAAAUCUACGAUGUAUGUCACAUUUUUGUCGCAUGCAGAAUAAAGUAUGAGAGAAGAAUAACCAAUGUUGCCAUUUUAUACUCUGUAAACCAGAAAAAUGUGAUGUAUGGCAGAUUUCUGCAGCGUGCUGAAUAGAGUACGAAAUAAUUAAAGAAUGAUCACACUUGACUAUUUUCAGUUUCAAAACCUGAAAAAUGAACAAUAUUUGUCACAUUCAGCUGCAUGCAGAAUAGAGUACAAGAGAAAGAAUGUUUAAAGUUACCUUUUUUCACGCUGUAAACAUAAAAAUGUACGAUAUAUACCACAUUUCUACUACAUGCUCUAAGUUGAGCUUCCCGAGUAAAACUUUGUCAAGAACCUUCGCAGGACUCUUCUCGGCCAAUGUUUUUCUCUUGUGCAUACCGAAUAGUCUGGUAUGAGACUAACAACGAGCUACCUUCCGUUUUGCAGUGUAGGUCGUUUUGUACGCGAAUUAUACUUCAAACAACUUUUCAUGCAAGCGUUACUUCUUUAAUUCCUUGAAAUCUGUGUAUAUUUCUCCUCUGAGAACAGGUUUUUUUUUACAAAGGAUUGCAACAAGUAGGGUACUUUCUUAAGACCAAUUUGUAAUUAAAUUUCUUUCUAUCACGAGAGAUCAAAAUGCAGCGAUACCCAAAUGAGUGGCAGGUGUUGCGCAUAUUUUUUACCAAAUAGCGAAACAGGUUGUCUUGGAAGGGAAAAACAACAAAGCCUAGGUGCAGGCCCUCAAAUGAAUCCGACAAAGAGCAACUAACCAUUUUGUGGGUACAGAACUCUGGGGAUAGUGGUCCGGGAGACAAUGGAACAUUGCAUAUCUCAAAAGAGGAAGCUAUUGAACGACCACGUGAGAUUCAUUCCUCUCCAUCUGAAGUCUGUAAGGAGGUUGGCUUGAAUAGCUUAGUAAGGCAGUUUGGUCGUCGCUUCCAUUGCAAUGGCAUCAAGCAGUUAGCGAAAGAUUUUCUAAAAGCGGUCACUGUAAGUGGUCACUGUUUUUUUCACUGCUUUCCGCACAGAACGAAGUCAACGAGCUUUAACCAGUAAAUUCUUCAUUAUUUGUAGCUGUUAAAUAAAGGUACGGCAGCUCCAGCUGGCAGUAUUUCAUCACAAAAACAACACAUUUAAAUUUUUUUAAGGAAUCGAGGCCCCAUCUGAACAUGGACAUACUUAAAAAUUUUCCUUCCCCUAAAAUUGAUUUCAAAAGAGACAUUAUUCGCACCAAAAGUUGAUUCCUGUAUGGUAAAUGCUGAUUGGCUAAUAAAAUGACACAUCAAGCAGACGUUAGAUUAUCUAAACUAGUAAUAGUUGUCACUACAGCUGCCCCCGCUCUGUUUAUUCUCGCUCAAUAGCAUUCUUGCUCGUUGUGUAGCUCUUUGAAAUAUACCAAUUCAUAAGGAAGAUUUUCACACAUAUUCCAUACAAUAGGUGAGAUAAAUACAGAAAACGCAAGGUUCCAUGCACAGUUUCAGGUCAAUUUACACAGCUUUGAUCAAAACAUUCUCAGUUUCGAGAAUAGCUUAUUAUAAACCAUAAGAAAAGAUUUAAUUAGAAGUUGAAUUUUUCACUAUUUCUCUUUCACGUUUUACAUUCAGUUCAUUUUAUUUGCCGGAAGGAAGCCUUAGAAAUUAAAUGACCUUUGAUCAAUUCCCACUCGCGCAUUCUAGUCUAUUUUAAACUUUAUAGCAAAGAGAGAUCAUUCUGUGAGCAGGGAAUAAGUCAGCACAGAAUUUGAUUGUCGGCAAAUUUCUGUAAUCAUCCAUUGUUCUGAUAGGGAGAAGCUAGCCGUUGUUCACUCGUCUUGCUUGUUUGGGGCUGAGUCUUAUUCUGGUCAAAGAGAGAGAAAGAAUGUCUGACAGGUUUCCAACGAAAGAUUUGUGAACUCCUGUCUGGCAAACUCUCCAAGUGUUUAUAUAUACCCAGUUAUACGCAUCUUAUAACUUCUUCUGUGCUUAAUGAGUGUCGUUAAUAUUUUGGUCCUUAACUUUCACUGAAACAACUGCUCCACAGAAUGUCACUGAUAACACGUAACGAAGUAUGACUGCACAAUAAAUGUCACAAAAUCUAGCUAAGCAGUCCCUUCAGGAUGUUCUCUCUUUACGUCAUCCUAACCAUUUUGUACUUGUGGGUGCAAACAAUAGAAACCUCAUCACUACCUACCGAUUCCUUGCGGCCCCUGUUCAAGCAAAUCGAGAUUUUUUCUAUAUUGACUGUAUGACUGUAUAUUUCAACUGUAAGUACUUUCCUUAAUAUAAGCGCUAGUUACUAGAGUGCCUCCUCAGGAUUUCGCCUUCUCGGCAAAAUCCCUGCAGGGGCAAUUAGGGGGCGGUUGAUGGCUUGUUAAAUGAAUGUGUCAGGCGUUAUUUUUUUCCCUCUCGAGCCAAAGAAGCAAAGAAGCACAAAAAAAAUAACGCCUGAUCUCAGGUUAGGUCAAAUGUUACAUUGCCAACAACAUAUUAAUUGUUUUUCAUCGCAAUUUCAUGAUGAUUGGAGUCAUUUAUCCUCCUUGCAUGUAGCCGUUGGAAAAUUUAAAUUCUUACAUUAAUAAAAGAAUCUUAGUUCCUACCACAUUUCUACGAUCUCAGAAGAGCCUUACCUUUAAUUUAACCUCCAAGCCGACAGACUUAUUGUGCUGCUUUGCGUCAAAGCUUGUUUCCUGUUGUUGAAGUAGCACAUUUCUUUUCACCCGAAGGAGCUAAACGACGACGAAUAAGCCACGAGAUGGUUAACCGUUUCAGCCACGGUGUUGAAGUUCAGUACAAACGGUGAUCCGAAAAUCACUGUAAAGUUCAAAACAAGAACAUUUUAGGCGCCAUCUUGGUUGCUUUUAGGUCCCAGGUCUCACUCGUGUAAAGAGAUUUAGAAAUUAUACCACGUGACCAACCUGUGUCCAUAUGAGAGUUAACCUAUUUUACGAUCUCUUGUACCCUGCGAGCAGAGGCCCUUCGAUCUUCCUAGAUAGGAAGAUCGAAGGGCCUCUGCUCGCAGGGUAGAUCUCUUGCAAAUACAGAUUUAUUUCGAAAAAUGAAAAACAAACACUGUGCGCUGUUUUAAAACUGCUCAGGGCUAAUCGAUGAAAAGCCGAUGAUUCCGUUUUUAGUCUUAUUUUUACCAAAUACAUAUACCUGGUUUUUUGAAAACCGGGCUACCAAAAAAUGUCAGUCUCUCGCACUAAUUGUUAAUUUGAUGGCCCUUGUUAGUUGAAAAGUAAAAUCUCACCUUAAAAAGAAAUUAUUGAAUACUCAAUACAUGAGCUUCCAUUUGAUAGAAUCGUCUGUCUUGAAGGUAACAAAAGUGAAGUUUUCCUCAUUAAUCUGGAAAAUAAGGCAUUUUAAGAAGCAAUUUUUAGUGUCGGUAUCACCGAUUGCAAAGCCAAUUCCCCAGUUUAAUUGAAGCUGGUCUCCCAAAAACAAUCUAAGCCAACACUGCUCAACAAAACCAAGUCCUAAAACCAGCAGUUCAAUUGCUUGCUGACUAGGAACAUUAUCAACAGAGUGGGUCAUUGCUUUCAUGCAAACAGCACAAACAAACUGCAUAAGAGUGCAAAAACACAUCAAACUUUACAACAACCCCACUCCCCUGGAAUUUAACCAGACUACAAGUACAAAAACUCAGCAAAUCUGCACUCUAGCACAAAGCAUAGUCUUUACAACAACCCCACCCCCCUGGAAUUUAACCAGGCUACCCCAAAUGCAUACCAGAUGAUAGCCCUGUGUCUGUGCAACANCAACCCCCCCCCCCGGAAUUUUACCCGGGCGCCCCCAAAUCCAUACCGGAUAAAACCCCGGUGUCUGGCAAACAACAUGCCCCCCAGCCAGAAAAAACCCCCCCCCCCUCUUAAUUUGAGGUCGUGCAAAUUUUCUGGAAUUUGCACUGAUUUCUGUCAAUCCAGGAAGUUAGUCCUGAAGAGCGAGAUUGUUAUUGUUACACUAAAAGUAUCAGGGCUUUAAGCAAAUUAAGUUUUGAAAGAUUGCCUUCAAUGUGCUGGACUUGACUUAAGAUUUCAGGCAACCCGGUUUUCAAAACUCCAGGUAGACAUAUAAAGAAAAAAUUUGAAUUUUUUUCUAACCAAAAUCAUCGGUUUACCCGUUUAAAAAAAUCUGUGUUCUCUAGAAAAGUUUCUUUUAUAUUUAACAUAUCAUUAAACACUAUUUCUGGUCUUAGUUUAACUAAAAUAGAAAAAAAAGAAAAAUAUCGAGGUUUUUUUUACCAAAAUCGUGGGUUAACCUUAUUAUAAAAGUACCAUUUUUGGGACCUUGAAAAACUGACAUUUUUAUAGUCAAGAAGGGCUUCUUUGCUAUUGAUGGUUUUCACCUUUCACAUCUUCAACAGCACCUCUUCUGUGACUAUUUCGCGUUCGUCAAGGGUUCUCUGAAAUACGGAAACUCUCUGUAGCAUCUCCGCUGAAACUGCGUUCAUAUGCUUUGACGUACGGCAGUGAUCUUCAAACUCUUCUGGGUGAAAUCGUUUACAGGGCUCCUUGUUAAAAACUUCGACUUGUUUUGAGGAUUAGACGUGUCAUGUUUUUUGCACAACAAGCAGAACAGACCCUCGCCCAUCUCAGUUUGAACACAAAAUGACAUCGAUCUUUUGUUUAGCCAAUUAUGUUGAAAUUUGUCUCUUUUAGGGGUCAAUAAAAGGCUGGCCCACGCCCAGGUUGGUCUCCUUAACAGAUUUAAUUCAAAAUUUCCGACGAGCAUCCCCGACCCUUUCAUAUGGGAGUCCCCCCCGGUUUAAAAAUAUACAUAUUGCGUGACAGCGUGACACGUCACAAAAAAUAGCAAAAACCCUGUCAGGGGAGGCAGCUCUGGUGGCCAUUUUUCCCGUUUAACCUCUGGGAGAGAGUUAACCGUUUAACCUCCGGCGCGAGGGUUCCCAUUUAACCUCUGGGACCGAGUUAAUGUCCGAGCACCUCCCUGCACUUGCUGGGCCGGAGAUUGGGGUCCGUCAGCAAGCUUGACAGUCCCCCCCCGGUAAGUCAAUCGUCUCCGCUGCACGGGUUAGUCAAGGUCCAAAGUCUCUCAACCGGUAGAGAGUGGUGGGAUAUUGGGGUGGUCGUGUUAGUUGGAUUGAAACGGAAUCUUUUAACUGGAUAUAUAAACCUAGCUUUUGAGUAAAGCGAGACUUAUGGUUUAAAACACUCAUGGUACGGUUCUUCACAGACGCAUGCGUGUUAGGCCAAAAAAAUGGUUUGGAAAUUUCGUUGAUUCAUACACAACAUCCACAUUCACUCAGGCCCGUUCAGUUCAGCUAUUAAAAAUAUGGCUAUCAUUUGUAAAAGUUGUUAUUCCUCAAAAUCUCGCCCAGCUUUCCACAUACUCUUGUUACAAAAACGCGCCUUAGAGAAGUGCUGAGCAUUUUAUAAGAUUAAAUUUGCUAUGAACUGUACAUGCCACUGGAGACUUCGUAGCAUACAUUUUCCGCAAUUCUACGACUCAAAAAAUAUCUUGAAGGAACCAUGAACAUGAAGCAAGAUCGACGUCUGAACAACGGCCUACUUAUGCGCGUCAAGAAUUUUAUAAUGAACGAUCCCGACACUGUUAUGGUUACAAGCAAGCAAACAGCCUUUUGUCCCACACACUAUGCAAACGACAUUCUGGGAAAUUUGAGUAGAGAAAUACGCUUGACUUUUUGUACGAUGAGCCCCCCACCUCCCCCGCCGGCCCCUUACGUUUGCAAAAGGCUCCGAUGCCUCUAAACUGGGUCCUAAAAAUCAUUUGUAUUCGUAAAGGAAAAACGUAAAAAGGUUUGGUGAUUCAGUCGAGGACUGCCGAUUCUGUGCGGCAGGACCCUGGUGUCCUCUUCUCAGGAGCACUCGGUUAAUGCUUUUUGCCAAUGCAAUUUAAUAGCCAAUGAUUUCUCGUUGUAAAAGUAUACCUAGUUAUCGAGAAGACCAUGAAAUAAAUGGAGUUGUGUAAACCCGUCUAGUCAGACCAUUUUGUUGUGAAGUUCAAUUAAUUAGAGUUUUAUAAUUAUUUUUUCGCAGUUAUAUUCCCUGUUUCCUCGACAUUAAUAGGAGGCUUGUUUCUUCACUAGCUAUUGUUCAAUAGCAGCCAAAAAGGCGGGAAAACAAUUAUUAGUGAUUUCUUUCCAGCAUAUAUUCAGUAAAGAUAGGAAGGAAAGCCAUUCUAUUUCAGUUUUAAUUAUUUUUGAUGAAGAGGACACGAUAAGGGAGUUUAAGGUCCAACGACCGCACAGCAAGGAAAACAUCGCUCAAAAAGUGAAUUUGCGUUCUUUCAGUCUUUAAGCGAUUAGUCCUACCCACUUACUUUGUCAAAUGUAGGCGAAUCCUCCCAAAGCUGAAUUUCAAGGGACCAUCUCCAGGCUCAGAAAGGGAAACAAAAUUUCGUCGUUGCUUGUUUACGUCCUCCAUAAAACGGGAAAUUAGGCAUUUUCACCGCGUAGUCGUGCAAAAACGGGAAAAAAUGUACAACAAGGUGUGGGGCACGUGCAAAGUUGUUGUUUUGCUUAAUAAAACCUAUUGUUCUUGCAGACAUUCUGGUUUCCGUGGCGUUGUUGAAUCUUAAAAUCAAUAGAACACGCUGGUUGUAAAACACAAGAUUAGGUUAUAAUUUUCCAAAUUUGACUUACGUUUUUUUUACAGUAAUAUUGCCUGCAACUGCUGAAAAGAAGUUCACAGAGCAUCAAGUUUACACGUAUUUUUCGUUCCUUUUCCGUAAGUCAGAAAAUAGUGGACAUUGUUUAAUAACGUGCAAAAGAAUACCGGUAAAAUGUACCACAAACGUUUAGUUGUACAUUCUUUAGAGCGGUGAUUUGAUAAAUGUAAAUUUUCCUUUUAAGAAUCUCUACAGAAACAAACAAAUAUUCGCAAAUAAACGACUCUGUAUAUGUACAGAGUGAAACUUCGUCAUUAAUUAAUUGCGAGGCUUUUAUUCACUCACACUAGAUACGAAGCAAAAUUUUGCAAUUAGUUAAUCGCGAAGUUUUACUCUAAAUACAUAUUUAUUACACUAAUACAAAUCUCGCACUUAACUAUUUUCCUUAACUGCGAAAUUUCUGUCUGUUUAUAGUAAAAGACUCAAAUCUCGCCCUUAAGCAGUGUUUCCUUAACAACAACAACAACAACAACAACAACAACAACAACAACAAGAAGUUUAUUUCAAAUUAAAUUUAGCUUACAAAGCAUGUGCCCGCAAUUAGCGAAGGCUAUUCGAGGCGGGUACAAGAGAAAAUGAAAAUUCUGUAAAUAUAUAUAUAUAUUAAACGAAAAAUCCUAGAAGCAAUCUAGUUUGUUGUGUGGUUUAUAGCCAUAGUUGAGAAAGGAAGGCAGACUGUACUUCAUACAGAAGUACACCAUGUUACAAUUUUGAGAAUUGUCCUGUAAUAUCAGAAACGCUAAUAUAGUCGUCCUCUUUUUCCAGUAUUUCAAAGAGUUUUCUCUUUAGUUCACUUUUGAAUUGAUUUUUUAAGGUGUUUUGAGAAAGUGGAAUACUGUUCCAAAUCAAGGCACCGGAAAUAGAGAAGGCUCACUUCAUGUUUUCAGUUCUAACUUGUUCAACAUAUUAAUUUUCAUUAGUAACAGAUCUAGUCCGGUAAAUGUGGACAGAAGACAGUUUCGUGAACAUAUUCUUAAAGUUAUCAGAAGCGGGAUUAUUAUGGAUGUCGUACAUUAAAAGACUCAUUUGCUCAAAUAGCAAGAACGAUAUCGGAAACUGUUUUGUUUCUAAGAACAACGGAACUGCAUGAGUUCUUGAUUCAGCGAAGACCAUUAGCCUAAGGGCUCUCUUCUGGAGAACCAGUAGUUUAUGAAGAUGCGUUUCAGUAGCAUGACCCCAAGCACAGGCACCAGAACUGAUAUAAGGCAAAAUUAAAGAGCGGUAUAAAGUGAGAAGUACAUGACGGGGAACAAAAUGUCUGAGCUCGGCGAUAAUUCCGAUUGUUUUUAAUACUGACUUUUUGCCAAACGUAAUCUACAUGAAAUUUCCAUGAAAGGUUCGAAUCAAUGAGUAUACCAAGAUAUCUAAUAUAAUUUUUCAUUCCUAACGGUUGAGUGGUAUUUGAAUUAUUACUAAUUAUUUUUAAAGUAGGAUGAAAAGGAAUAGUCUUAGUCUUAAUAGAUAUAGUUAGUUUUUUCGAUAUUCAAGGUUAAUUUACUGACAAUUAGCCACGAGCACACGCGUUAGGCUAGUUAUUUUGUUUCGGUAUAAUUUAUAAUUUUCCCAAUCAGUGUUAAAAAAGGUUAUUUUUAUUCGUAUUGAAGUUCUCAUUGGUAAUCCAUGGUUUUGACAAUAUUUUCCCCCUGCGCUUGGAGAGAGUUUUCAUUGGGGUAUGCUUGUUUACCAAGCAGUUUAUUUUUUUGUAAAAAAGUUGUGAAAAACUUGUUUGCGUCAUUGUCAGAAAGAUUACUCCAUUCUAUUUCUUGCAGUUCAGAGAGAAACCUGUUAGCAUUGAAAUUGGAGUAGUCACCCAUUUGUUUGAGUAGUUCAAUAGUUCAAAAGUAACGCAGGACAUAAGCUUAAUUUGCAUUUGUAAACAAAAAACUUUUUCACCGGUUUUAUCGAUAAAUUCGAGUUAAAAAGACAAAGCUUUACCUGUUUAAACUUCCAAACCGAACUUCGUCACCUUCUUCGUGUAUUUCGGAAACAGCUUGCUUGAUUAGUUGUGAAAUUUCUUUGUUUGUUACGGCAGCAAACCAGGAAGGCAUUUUGCUCGCAACUUACGUGAGUUUGGCGUCGCUCGCUCGGAGGAACUGGAGGUGAAUCAGUGAAUAGUACAGGAUAUUCACUGAUUGAGUAGCCAAUCAGAGCGCGCGAAAAACACUAUCCACUGUUUUAGUAUAUACUAAAUCUAAUUAGCAAAAAAACAACUUUGCACGUGCAGCACACUUUUUUGUACAUUACCUUGCAGUUGUUUUGCACGACUAAAACGAGAAACUUCUUUUAACCUCCUGUUUACCUUUUUUUUGGAGGAAAUGUUUGUGUUCCUGUUCACGCUGUUUUUUCACUGCCGCUCAUUUUCAUCUUGGUAAUCACUAGUAUUUCUCAUUUUUUAACCGCCGCUAUAUAAUUUUCAUGUUCUUCUUCCAACCAAACUGGUCUCAACUGUUAUUUAUUUCUCGCUCUAGAUCUCUCCCUGUUAUCUAAGUUAAUGUAGACAUUAAAAUUUAGUGGAAAGAAAGACUCGUUUUUUCUUCUCUCUAAAAGUCCGGACGGUCAUGUGAUUUACCUCCGAAACGAACGAGGUGCUUGAAAUGCAAAAUUUCACCUCAGCUAUGACACACUCCUCCCCCGACGGGUUGACUUCUGACUCCCUUUCCCCCUCCCCCAGCGUCUGUACGGACGGGAGAUCGUACGCUGACGUCAUAACCAAAUUUUCUUGGAUAGAUAGACGUGCUUCGCGCGCGUAGAGCUCCGCUAUUAUUAUAAUGAUUAUCAUCAUCAUCAUUAUUAAAAACUUAUUAUAG